Messenger RNA from Trichoderma virens Gv29-8, 696 nucleotides. RefSeq lists its product as uncharacterized. NCBI's taxonomy places the organism in Eukaryota, Fungi, Ascomycota, Sordariomycetes, Hypocreales, Hypocreaceae. The transcript is spliced from 6 exons. The record is from RefSeq and is a predicted model, not a curated record. Bases 1 to 696 code for a protein of 231 amino acids.
AUGGUGUAUUACUUCACGUCCAAUGUCGUGGAGCCCGCGGGCUUCAUCUACGUGGGCAAGGACAAGUUUGAGAACGAGGAUCUCAUCAAGUUUGGCUGGGAGGAAGAUAAAUGCUCACAUUACGGCUCCCAGUUUCACGUCGACAAGCUCUCCAGCGCCCACAUCUACCUGCGCAUGCAGCCGGGCCAGACAUGGGACAACCUGCCCGAGGAGCUGGUCAUGGACUUGGCACAGCUCACAAAGGCAAACUCAAUAGAAGGCAAUAAAAAGGACAACAUCACCGUCAUCUACACCCCCUGGUCAAACCUCAAGAAAGACGGCAGCAUGGACGUCGGCCAAGUCAGCUUCCACGACCAACGAAAAGCAAGCCCUCUCCCCCCCCACAAUCAAACAACACAGGUCAAGCGCGUCCUCGUCCCCCAUCGCGAAAACCCCAUCGUCAACCGCCUCAACAAGACAAAAGUCGAAAAGAAGCCCGAUCUCAAGGCCGAGAGGGACGACAUGCUCAAGGAGCUGCGUAAGAGAGAACAGGCUGCCCAGCAGAUCAAGAAAAAAGAAGAGCAGCGACAGGCACAGGAGUGGAAGGAAAAGAAAUGGCAAAAGGAUCACGCGUAUGACGACUUGUUUACCGACGAGAACAUGGCUGCGUCGAGUAACCAAGACCGGGCGGAGGACUGGGAAGAAGACUUUAUGUAA